Carcharodon carcharias (great white shark) is the source of this 1501-nucleotide messenger RNA. RefSeq names its product transmembrane protein 240. Bases 132 to 653 code for a protein of 173 amino acids. The transcript has 4 exons. The record is from RefSeq and is a predicted model, not a curated record. Lineage: Eukaryota; Metazoa; Chordata; Chondrichthyes; Lamniformes; Lamnidae.
GAGAAAGGGUCAAGUUUCCGGGAGCACUGGCUACACUCUCCCGGGACAGAGAGACGGGGAGAACGGCCACUGAGUGACCGGUGCCCGAGGACACGCUGCACCCGGACGGCAGGAAGCAGAGACUGCGAUUUAUGCUCCUCACCGCCAACACCAUGAUCUUCAUGUUCGUGGGGACGUCCAUGGUGAUGGCGAUAGCUUGCAUCGUGGAUAUGAACGCUCUGCUGGACCGAUUCCACAAUUAUAUCCUCCCGCAUUUACGAGGCGAAGACCGGGUCUGUCACUGCAACUGUGGAAGGCACCAUAUUCACUACGUCAUUCCUUAUGAUGCCGAUCAGUCUGUGGUCGAUUCCUCAGAAAAUUACUUUGUGACGGACAAUGUGACAAAGCAGGAGAUUGACCUGAUGCUGGGCCUGCUCCUGGGUUUCUGUAUCAGCUGGUUCCUGGUGUGGAUGGAUGGUGUCCUUCACUGUGUCGUCAGGGCUUGGAGGACAAGCAGGCGUUACGAUAACUCCUGGUCCUGGAUUCCGAGGUUAUGUAAUCUGAAGGAGUUCAGGAGGCGUUCCCACCGGCAAUACGAGGAUUCAGCGGGGAACAUGGUGCAUAUCAAACAGAAACUAUAUCACAACGGGCACCCGAGCCCUCGACACCUGUAACCUUCUACCGGCAGAAGGCUGGGACUCAAAACUAGGAGCUUGUGGAGACUCCGAACCGUUUUCAAACCGGAUCAAAAACAAACACUGCUCCUAACGAUGAGAUGGUGGCUGUCCUAAGGCAGCCGGAGUGAGCUGUACGUUCUGUAAAUACCCUGGGUUACUGCCCAAAGCGGCUGCUUCUCUGUAAUCUUUUCUUAUUUGAGUACGUAGACCAAGAGAUGCUCGGAGAUGACUCACUGGUAAUCUGGUUUUAACUUUUUUGCAAAUCCUCCUGUCAUAUUAAUAUUUGUUAUCAGAUUCCCAUUCCCUGCUUGUACAUACUGACCUCCCUCUACCUACCCACCCACCAACCAACCCACCAGUAACUCAGAAUUGGUGCAAUUUGAUAAACUAAAUGAGGCUCCCCUUUCUCAAAGACCACUUUUAAGACCCAUAAUUUGUAGAUGAAAUGCAUUCGGCCUGAACAGUUGCGCCGGCCCAGGCAAGUGUUAGCCCCGGGGUCACUGUAGAGUGAGGGGACCCAAGUGCGGAGUUAGAGUUAGACGUUUAUCCCACUCUAUCAGUUUAAACUUCAAAAUGCCCCAAUGUUUUUGUUCGAAGACAGUCAUGAGGAAUCUUUUUAUUUGAAAGUGGAAAGGUUUAGACCUGAAAUUGCUCUGGUUUCUAGUAAUACAAGCGGACAUGCAUCAUCGAGCAAGGGAUUUGAGGCCAAAAUCAGGUCACAGACCCCAUCCAUUGAAGUAAUUUAGAAAUGUGCAAUUCUGCAGGAUGUUACCCAAGGACAAGUGUAAAGAUUUAAUAGUCGACAGUAUUCUGUACAACCCACCAUCAUUAAAAAUAUAAAUUCC